GCCUUUUAAGAAGAAAGAAGAAAAAGAAGAGACUUUGACAGAGCUUGCUUGGCCCCUCUGCAACCUGCGCCUUUCACUUUCCGCAGAGCACGCAACACAAGAUAAAGAUCCUUUCUGUUUCGAAUCUAAUUUUCUUCUCUCCAUUUCCUAUCAAUUCCAUCGAUUCACAGAAAUCGAAUUCUACGUUAAUGCCAGUGUUGUUGGUUGGCUGGGACUGGUAAGGUUUGCGUACAAUGGAUACGGCGUCGUCUUCGACUCCAGCAGAUUUCGAUUACCUGUUCAAGUUGUUGCUGAUUGGGGAUUCUGGCGUUGGGAAGAGCACGUUCCUCUUGAGCUUCACUUCCAGUACCUUCGAGGAUCUCUCUCCGACAAUCGGUGUGGAUUUUAAGGUGAAAUAUAAUUCCAUUGGGGGAAAGAAGUUGAAGCUUGCAAUUUGGGACACAGCUGGACAAGAAAGAUUUAGAACUCUAACUAGCUCAUAUUACAGAGGAGCUCAAGGGAUAAUAAUUGUGUAUGAUGUAACAAGGCGUGAAACCUUUACAAAUUUAUCUGAUAUAUGGGCCAAGGAAAUUGACUUGUACUCAACAAAUCAAGAUUGCAUCAAGAUGCUUGUUGGCAACAAAGUUGAUAAGGAGGGUGAAAGGGUUGUAAGCAAAAAAGAGGGUAUUGACUUUGCAAGAGAAUACGGAUGCCUUUUCUUGGAAUGUAGUGCAAAAACUCGAGUCAAUGUGGAGCAAUGCUUCGAGGAGCUUGUAUUAAAGAUUUUGGAGACACCUAGUCUCUUGGCCGAGGGCUCAGCUGCGGUGAAAAAGAGCAACAUCUUCAAACAGAAACCUCCACAAUCUGAUGCUUCCACUAGUGGCUGCUGCUCUUGUUUAUUUUCUGGGGGCAUGAACACGGUAGUAGAGGAUUCUGCCACCACUACCACCACUGAUCCCGGCAACGUUACAAUUCCGACGGACCCGAAGACCGGCGAUUCCGACCCGCAUGCGAAAGAUGCCCCCCCGGGACCGCCAUCGCGGCCGCUAGCGCCGGCGAUCAUAAUAUCCUCCACAGAACCCGAUGCCAUUUUCAGCGGUGGCGGCAUCAGCUUUGUUACUGGAAGCCAAAAUGGAAGUUUCAACUAUGGGUAUUCCACUUUCAAGGGUAAAAGAGCUUCCAUGGAGGAUUUCUACGAGACUAGAAUUUCUGAAGUUGAUGGUCAGAUGGUCGCAUUUUUUGGUGUUUUCGAUGGCCAUGGGGGCUCGAGAACUGCUGAAUACCUAAAAACCAACCUUUUCAAGAAUUUAAGUAGCCACCCAGAUUUGAUCAAAGACACAAAGACAGCUAUUGUUGAAGUAUUUAGACAGACAGAUGCUGAUUACCUCAAUGAAGAAAAAGGCCAGCAAAAAGAUGCUGGUUCAACUGCAUCAACUGCUUUGCUGUUAGGUGACCGGCUGCUUGUUGCAAAUGUUGGUGAUUCCAGAGUAGUUGCCUCUAGAGCUGGUUCAGCUAUUGCUUUGUCUAUUGAUCACAAACCUGAAAGAUCUGAUGAGCGUGAACGGAUUGAACAGGCUGGGGGUUUCAUCAUUUGGGCUGGCACUUGGAGGGUUGGUGGUGUUCUUGCCAUUUCUCGUGCAUUUGGAGACAAACUACUAAAGCAAUAUGUUGUUGCUGAGCCAGAAAUCCAGGAAGAAGAAAUUGAUGGUGUAGAUUUUAUAAUUCUUGCUAGUGAUGGACUUUGGAAUGUCAUAUCGAAUAAGGAUGCUGUGGCUUUAGUACAGGAUAUAUCAAAUGCAGAGGAGGCAUCAAGAAGACUUGUUACAGAAGCUUAUGCCCGAGGAAGUUCUGAUAAUAUCACUUGUAUCGUUGUUCGGUUUGAUGUUUCAUGAGCAGACACAUUAAGCCUUUCAAGUAUAAGUUAAUGAUCUUGCCUAUCGUGAUUAUUCAAGACUUUUACAGUAAUCUUUCCUUAUUUUCAAAGUUUUGUAGGCUUUAGGAUCAUAAAAAAGUAUCCAUGCAGGUAACAAAAAAGUAGAUUGUUCCACUCUUUUUCCCCCCACUUCUCAAUGUAGAGUGUGAGCAGGCGAUGAUCUGAAUUUUGAAAAUGUUGGUCCUGAACAACACAUAAUCAGUUUGUGUUUAAUUGAUGGUUUAUGGCAUUGACGCAAAUCUA
Messenger RNA from Carya illinoinensis, 2155 nucleotides. RefSeq names its product probable protein phosphatase 2C 11. Gene Ontology annotation, molecular function: protein serine/threonine phosphatase activity; cation binding; GTPase activity. The coding region runs from base 234 to 1871 and encodes 545 amino acids. Gene Ontology annotation, cellular component: cytosol; nucleus. The transcript is spliced from 15 exons. NCBI's taxonomy places the organism in Eukaryota, Viridiplantae, Streptophyta, Magnoliopsida, Fagales, Juglandaceae. The record is from RefSeq and is a predicted model, not a curated record. Gene Ontology annotation, biological process: protein dephosphorylation.